Molecule: messenger RNA, 3741 nt
Organism: Alternaria burnsii
Lineage: Eukaryota; Fungi; Ascomycota; Dothideomycetes; Pleosporales; Pleosporaceae
Product: abc bile acid transporter
Exons: 9
Biological process (GO): protein quality control for misfolded or incompletely synthesized proteins
Cellular component (GO): mitochondrion; cytoplasm
Molecular function (GO): ATP binding; protein binding; palmitoyltransferase activity
Source: RefSeq, a predicted model, not a curated record
AUGGCUGCUACGCCAUCAGACAGCAAUGGAGCCUCCCCGGGCGACCACGAACUCGAGGUCAUGGCGGACAGCAAGCCCAGUCUCCCAGUGGAGGAGGAUAUAAUGCAGUUGGCUCGGCUGGGAGAAAUUGCGGCUAUCCAGAAACUCUUCGACAGCGGCAAGGCGGAUGCGACAUUCAAAGAUGAGCAGGGCAUAACACCGCUACAUUGGGCCGCCAUCAACAAUCACUACGCUCUCUGCCACUUCCUUAUCCAAGCUGGCGCGCCCAUCAACGCAAAGGGCGGCGAUGCUGUUGCGACACCCGUCCUCUGGGCUGCGAAGCGUUGCAACUACUACAUUGUCAACCUCCUGCUCGACCACGGCGCCGACCCUCUCCUCACCGACGACCAAGGCUUCAAUCUCCUGCACAGCGCCACGCUUGACGGCAAUGUCUACCAGAUCGUCUUGCUGCUCCACCAGGACAUACCCGUUGAUAUUCCAGAUCCCCAGAGCCAUACCCCGCUCAUGUGGGCUGCAUACAAGGGCUAUCCGUCUUGUGUUGAUUUGUUCCUCAGAUGGGGCGCCAACGUGUACGCGACCGACGACCAGGGCUUCACUGCACUCCAUUGGGCCCUGGUAAAGGGGAGUCAGGGAUCAAUACAGAAGCUACUAGAGUAUGGCGCCGACCGAUUCGCCAAGAACAACGACGGCAAGACACCAGAGGUCACGGCGCAGGAGAUGAACACUACUCGGCAAUGGCGUCGCGCCCUCAUGGAAGCUGGCUUCGAUCGAAAUGGAAAUCCGAGACAAUUCCCCAUCCCAGGUAUCAAGGACACGAGAUGGUUCCUGAGUCGCUUCAUAUUCUUCUGGCCGUUUGCUAUACUUUUCACUGCACUUUUCCUCGUCAGCCACUACCCGGCGUUUGUUGGUAUACCCUUGUCGUUGAUUGUCGCCUAUCUCAUGCAAUGGGGAGCACAGUGGCUUUUGCGAUGGGGUCCCUCCAACAUGCGAAGCAUACAUCAUACUCCUUUCUUGGCCGGCAUCUUCGCCGGCACACUGUUCUGGGUCGGUCUUCGUUGGGCAACAACAGUCUUACCCUGGACAAUUCGAACCAACUUCUUUAUGAACUUUCUCUUCGCAGCAUUCUACGGACUCACGGCCUAUUUUUACUUCUUCACCAUGACUAUUGAUCCCGGCUUUGUACCCAAGUCGGCGAGCAGGAGUGCUUCCAAGGCAGUCAUUGACGAGCUUAUGGAGCUACGACAAUUUGAUGAACGCCACUUUUGUGUAAACUGCAUGGUGCGGAAGCCUUUGCGUAGCAAGCAUUGCAAGAGAUGCGAGCGCUGCGUUGCAAAGAGUGAUCAUCAUUGUCCAUGGGUGAACAACUGUGUGGCGAACAACAACCACAGACAUUUCGUGCUGUAUGUACUGUCUCUGGAACUCGGUAUUGUUAUGUUCAUAAGGCUGGCCCUUGCUUAUCUGGAAAUCCGUGAAGCGCCCAAAGAUUUCCCCAAAUGCGCAGUCAUCUCGCCGGAUCUUUGCAAAGUCCUCAACAAAGACCCAUUUACGAUUGUACUGUCGAUAUGGGCUGCCUUCCAACUGACAUGGGUGACCAUGCUUCUUUGUGUUCAGCUUCUUCAGAUCGCGCGCAAUCUCACGACCUACGAAAGCAUGCGCGGACACCUUCAUGGCGGCACACCUGCGGAUGCGCUCAACUCAUUUGUGACCACCGGCGAUACGAGCCAAGACGUGUCCGGCGGUGCCGGGAACGCGCCCACGAACGGUUUCGGCUCUGGUCAAGAUACAGGCGACAUCCCACGUCGUCCUCAACCUAAAGCUUCUAUUUGGGAUCAAUGGAAGCGUCUGCUUGGAAUCGACACCUUCCUUACAAUUGCCCUUCACGGAAGCCAAGGAGAACAAAUAAUGCGACAAAGACGGGGCAACCCCUUUUCACGAGGUAUCGUUACGAAUUGCAAGGAUUUCUGGUGCGACGCCAGUCCAAUGUUUGGUUCAAAAGAGAGCUGUGCGCCGAAUGUCGAAAAUGACAUCAUCCGAGGCCCUGAGAGGGUGGAGGACCCUUUCGCGAUGCGCUGGCCCGACGCCGAAGAGAAUUGCGGUGGGACGCAACCUGACAGUCGAUGGCAAGAGGGCGAUAUGCACCAACUGCACGAGAAGUUCAAGACAGGCGAGGCAUGCGCCAGGGCACGCUCCUGCGCGCCCGAGCAACGUUGCCCAUGUGCCGAACAGAGUUUCCUUUGCGCCGAUGCAACUGAAGACCCUGAGCGAACCCAUGGCCCCAUGGCCGAGUACGAUGCGCGCGUCGAAUCCGGGCGAUUACGAGACGACGAGCACCAACGCAACAUCAUCAGGAAUCUUCAAGACCUCCACGAUAUGCUGCAAUCCUAUGAACAACCACCUGUCCAGCAACCUACCAUCGAGUCCCUUCAACCACCUAAAAAGUCCUUCUUCUCCUUCCUCUCAUCGUCCAGCCCCGCAGGAUCGGCCCUGCCACCCAUACCAGAAUCACUACCAAAGGGCAUGUAUAUGUUUGGAGAUGUAGGCAGUGGGAAGACAAUGAUGAUGGAUUUGUUCUACGACACACUUCCACCAAACAUUAAGAGAAAGACAAGGAUCCAUUUCCAUGCCUUCAUGCAAAGCGUACAUAAAGACUUGCACAAAAUGAAGAUGCAGCAUGGGAAUGAUAUUGACAGUAUACCCUUCGUCGCAGCGGGUAUAGCAGAGCGGUCCUCGGUUCUUUGCUUCGACGAAUUCCAAUGCACGGAUGUCGCCGAUGCCAUGAUCCUCAGGAGAUUAAUGGAGAGCUUGAUGGCGCAUGGAACAGUCAUCGUCACGACGAGUAACAGACACCCAGACGACCUAUACAAGAACGGUAUACAAAGAGAAAGCUUCAUACCUUGUAUCAAUCUUCUAAAAUCAAGACUUACGGUCCUGAACCUGGAUUCGUCGACAGAUUACAGAAAGAUCCCACGGCCGCCAAGUGGUGUCUAUCACCACCCGCUAGACGCCUCCGCGCAAACGCAUGUAGAGAGAUGGUUCCGCUUCCUCGGAGACUUCGAUAACGACCCACCGCACCCGGCUGUUCACGAGGUCUGGGGAAGGGAAGUUCGCGUACCGAAGGCUAGCGGGAAGUGUGCCGUGUUUAGUUUCGACGACAUCAUUGGACGCGCUACGGGAGCAGCCGACUAUCUGGAACUUACGAGGCAGUAUGAGGCGUUUGUUAUUACAGGGGUGCCUGGGAUGAACUACAGGUCAAGAGACUUGGCGCGGAGAUUCAUCACUUUUAUAGAUGCCGUGUACGAAUCAAGGGCCAAGCUAGUAAUGACAACAGCUGUUCCCCUAACAGCCCUUUUCCUCGAUCAGUCCGAACUAAACGACGCUGUAACCGCUACACAGAAAGCUGGAAAACUUCCCACUACGACCUCUCCUUCGCCCAAGCCACCUGCCAAAUCUGCCGAAGCAGACGAUCAUGAAGCUAUCUCGGAUGUUAUGCGUAAUCUCAUGGAUGACCUUGGCAUGAACAUGGACAUGUUGAAGAACAGCAGUAUUUUUUCUGGUGACGAAGAACGAUUUGCGUUUGCUAGGGCCUUGUCGAGAUUGAGUGAAAUGGGAAGUCAGGAGUGGGUCGAGCGGGGGUUGGGACUGGAGAAAAGAGGCGGAAAGGGAGAGAUGGAGGGGUGGCAGAAGGUCACGAAUCUUCGCAUUGAAUACUCGCCACCGCCAGACGCGGGCAUUCCUCUUGCC